ACGUUUGGAGGAGACUGAUUUUCUGUGUUCAUUUCGUUGGCGGGAAGGAGAAAAACAAAAUAACCUGCGAUGGAAAUUGUCGAUCCAAAGAGCCGAUCUAAACGAACAAGAAAGGGUGUAAAGCUUGAACAGAAGUAUACUCAUCCGCUUCAGUUUUUUCACACACCACCAACUGAUACAAUAUCUUUACAGGAGUUCGAAGAAUAUGCUGUGGAGAGAUUGAAAGUACUAAAAGCUCUGGAUACAGCAGGUGUUCGGCAUGUUCGAGGUUCCGAUAAAUAUAAUGAGUUGGUGGAAAAAGAAAUAAAGAAAACUAAGUUUGGUCCUAUUCUCAGGACUGACAGAAGAGAUGAUGAAUUCCUGCAGAGACUCGACCAUAUUUCACACUUCAUUCUAAGAUUGGCUUAUUGUAGAUCGGAGGAGUUGAGAAGAUGGUUUCUGCAGCAGGAGUUAGAGUUAUUGAGACUGAGGUUCCAGAGGGAGUCACCAGAAAGCAGACAGGACUUCCUCAGGGAAAACAACCUCAACUACAGCCCAAUUUCCGAGGAUGACAAAAGGGACAUAACUCCAGAGUUAAUAGCAGCAUCUGGAAGGAAUACAUCACAGGCACACACGCAGGAGUAUUUCAAGGUUCCAUUUGUGGAGGUGCUUGAUUUGAUCAGCAAGAGAAAGGUGUUUCUGAGUGAUGGAUUUGCGUAUGUGCCACGAGAAGACAUGAUAUCAAUCCUCUUAACUCACUACCGGGCACACCUGUCCCAUUCUUUAGCUGUGACCUGUCGAGCCCUGCCUCACCUGGAGGAGGAUGACAGACUACUACCAAUGGUGUGUGGACUAAGUAAGCGCUAUGUCGGGAAGGAUUACACCUCAAAAAAGACCAAUGUGGGCCAAAUCACAGCAGAUAUGGUGGAGAUGCUCUCCAAACAGUCAUUUCCAAUGUGUAUGCAGCAGCUGCAUGAAUCAAUGAAAAGAGACCACCAUCUCCGCCAUGGGGGUCGCCAGCAAUAUGGGCUAUUCCUCAAAGGGAUUGGACUGUCUCUGGAGGAAGCUAUGACCUUCUGGAGGAAAGAAUUCACCAAGCUUAUAGAUGGUGACAAGUUUGACAAGAAUUACUCCUAUAAUAUCCGCCAUAACUAUGGAAAGGAGGGGAAGAGGGCCAACUAUACUCCCUACAGUUGUAUGAAAGUCAUCAUGUCUAAUGCCCCAGGACAGGGCGACUACCAUGGUUGUCCAUUUAAACAUUGCGACGAAGCACUACUAGCACAGAAGUUACGGGGACAGAGCUUGUCAAAGGAACACAUAGACAAGAUCAUGACUGAGGUGAAAGGUGGCCACUAUGGGGUAGCGUGUACGAAGCACUUCCUGGCCAAACACGGAGGCGUGGAGGAACAGGACAUCAAUAGCAUAAAUCACCCGAACCAGUAUUUCGAGGAGAGCCAGAGAAUACUUCGCGGGGACAAGAAGGAAUCGCUGAAGCCUGUCCCCAACACUCCCCGCUCUCAGUACUCCAGUAGUCCGUCACAAGGCACGCCGAAGUCUCAGAAGAUUCCUGAAAGUCAGGGCACCCCAGGGGGUCAGAUGAGUGGUAUCGAGGAGAUGGAGGAGGACGAUGAUCUGAUGAUGUCCCUGGACUGCUGAUAUUAUAUCUAUAGAAUUGGUCGAGAACUUGGAGAAAAAGUAUAUGUCUAUGGCCAAGAGAUGGAGAUUUUAUCAGUUUUUGCGUAAACAAAUUCUGAAAAAUACAUGACAGUAGAUCUUAUUUUCAUACAAUAUGUGGACCUCAUUCAAAAUGGAGUACAAAAUGGAUUGUACUGUACAAGUUGGUCAUUACAUAGCUACCUCCUUCUGUGGUAUUAUCAUGGAAACUUUCCAAUAACUUUUUUUUAUGUCAGUGCUUGAUAUGAUCAGUUUGUCACCAUGAACUACAAACAUUGGUAAAUCUUGUGUUGGUGAUCACAGUUUGGAUCUGCCUGGUUUUCAGUUCAGUGACCAGGUCCUAGAUUUGUGCUUUUGGAUAGCUCUACUAAGUUUGGUAAGCAUCUAAAGUAUUUGAUAUUAAAAUUAUGUCAUUUUGAUAUCAAAGUUGAAAUGAGUGGAUAGCAUGUUCUGCUAUUGAGCCCGGGUAUACAAUUAAAAGGUACUAUUUCUUAUUUUUGUUUUCAUUUAAUGAUGUAAGUGCUUUAAUCUGUUAAAUGAUUUUAGUGUCAUGUAACAGUAAGUAAAUUCUUUCAAGAUUUAACUCAAAUUACUAGUGAUUAUUAUCUUUAUCAGUUAGUGAUUUACCCAUGCAGUUGCAUGACAGAAUUUAAUUUAUCCUGUUUAAUGUGUCCAUUGAAACACUUAUACAUGUAUACCAUAUUAAAAUUUAAUU
Messenger RNA from Mizuhopecten yessoensis (Yesso scallop), 2368 nucleotides. RefSeq names its product DNA primase large subunit-like. The record is from RefSeq and is a predicted model, not a curated record. The coding region runs from base 70 to 1635 and encodes 521 amino acids. Gene Ontology annotation, biological process: DNA replication, synthesis of primer. Lineage: Eukaryota; Metazoa; Mollusca; Bivalvia; Pectinida; Pectinidae. The transcript has 12 exons. Gene Ontology annotation, cellular component: alpha DNA polymerase:primase complex.